Molecule: messenger RNA, 1811 nt
Organism: Erigeron canadensis
Lineage: Eukaryota; Viridiplantae; Streptophyta; Magnoliopsida; Asterales; Asteraceae
Product: protein COFACTOR ASSEMBLY OF COMPLEX C SUBUNIT B CCB4, chloroplastic
Exons: 11
Coding region: 98-1060 (320 amino acids)
Biological process (GO): cytochrome b6f complex assembly
Cellular component (GO): chloroplast
Source: RefSeq, a predicted model, not a curated record
CAGGCUAAAAAAAUGGCUCUCGCAGAUUGAGCAACUUCAUAGCACAACGAGUGGUGCUUAUUUUUACACUUCUAGUUGACUAAAAUAAUACUCUAUCAUGACCGCUAUGCUGCAGGCAACGACGUCGUAUGGUUUCAGUGUUUCCUCACCUCCGACGAACCUCCAUUUCCGUCAAGCCAUAAUCGCCAAAAGGGUGCCACUUCGUAUCCCAUCCGGUCACCGUCUCCCCUGUUCCCGGCAAUUCGUUAAGGUUUCAGCCAGUUUGCAGAAGGGAGGUAGUGGUUAUAAAAAAGGAGUGUUCUCUAAUAGCCCAAAGACGAGGGAAUCGAUUGCGGAUUGGGUAUCGAAGAAUGAUGAUUUUGUUAGGAGGUUACCAAUAUAUGUAGGAGGGAUAUCUCUUUUGGGUGUUUUGUUUAAUAGGACUCUUUUUGGCAUCGCUCCCGUUGCUGAUGCCUCUAGUUCUCAGUCCAGAGCUGAUCUACUUACAAUUGGGUUGGCAGUAACUAAUAUUCUAGCUGGUCUGGUUUGGCUAUCCAUACGCCCUAAAACCAUAUCGGUGGUGCCACCCCGAGGUGUGGAGUGUGAAAGAAUGCAUUCUGAUAUUUCAAGUCGUGUAGCUUCUGAGUUAAAAUGGGCAUGGGAAUCACUAUCAACGGUGACAUGCAGCAGGUCUCUAGUUAUCGUAUAUGAUGGCAUUUGCAUUCUCCAAAUUGGAUAUGCUUCUGUAUCUUCCUCUAAUGACGGUGAGCCAGUGAUGGUGGAUUCGGAUAAGUUGAUGCAAGGAUCAAUCUAUCAAAGUCUUAUUAAAUCUGGAACACAGAGCUACUUGGCAAACUUAUCUCUUUAUCCUGGAAAAUCUGAGUUGCCAUUUCUCCCAUCAAAUACACAGGCCGUCAUCUUGCAACCGCUUGGAGAUAGAGGAAUCGCAAUACUUGGGGGUGACACCAUCCGUGGCUUCACAACAUCUGAUCAGGCAUGGAUCACAUUAAUAGGAGAGAAGUUGGAUGCGACGCUUUCUAAGCAUAUGUCCAGCGUCCCUUUGGCAAGUAGCAAAGCAUGAUAAUGAUGUUCUUACUUGAUCUGGUUCUGGAAAUUUCUAAGCACAGGAGAAGCAAUAUUGUCACUGGAGUGACUAAAACAAUUAAACUCACUUCCAAAAACACCCCCUUGCCAUUUUGAAUACAAAGGCCUAGCCAGAGGGAGUUCAGCGCAAGAAGUGGUUUUAGAAUUAGAGGAAGCAAGAGUACAAUUUUCAUCACUCAAGAACCAAAUGAAGUCGUAUGCUGGGGUUGAGGCGCUGCUCCUACACAGGAUACUAACCAAACUAAUGGAGCACAAACCAAGUGACUGCAAAGUUGUAGUUAAGCUGAAUAUCUCCAGAACUCAAUUCAACAAUUAGGUGUGCGGAUUGCAGUAUAGCAGUCAAAGAGAGUGAAGUAGUCUGUUCAACUCCCUUUUCUAUUGAUUAUGAAUAUAUGAGCUGAAGAUCUUUCAUUUUUAUUGGAUACCAAGGCCUUAUGUAAAUCUAAAUCAUUUUGACCAUUUUUAGUAGUUAAUUGGUUACUCAUUCUUGCAAAGAUGAGGGAAGUCUUGGAGUUCAAGACCUACGUCUAGCUUGCCCCAUGGUGCUAGCCGUUGGGUAAGUUGUCUGGAGCUAUUCUUUGUGAGGUAGAUAAUAAAUAGUGCCAAAAAGACAUCUAGAGUCAAAGAUGUCCCCGUCAAUCUACAUUUUAUUUUAUUUUUUGUGCGUGGAGAUUUUACGUUGUAUAAAAUGCUCUUACAUGUUUAAGCAUGAUUAAUAAGCUUAUCAA